CAAGUGCCAUGGUACUUGGAUAGGAGGUAAGUAGGGGUUGAAAACGAGAGGCGGCGUGUUGGUUGAGCAUGGCCUUGUGAGCAGCUUAGUCGGAGAGGGGAGCCGGCUAUCGCGCAAAACCGAGUCAGUCGUUGCAUCCCAGAACUUUCAAGCUUGACGGUCAUAGUCAGUCUGCGGCUGCUGGCAGUUGCAGUGUCAGACGUUCACAGAAGAUAUCCAACUCGAAACUCGAUCAGAUUGAUCGCUUGACGCGUCCCGUCACAUCAUGAUAUCGUGACUCCUCGUGACUCCCGCUCCAAGCCAUCAGCAUGUGACGCUUCUGCAGUGUGACACACGUUCCCGUCCUCGGCGACUCGUACCUCCGCCAUGGUCGAGCCCGCGCACCACACUCAGAUGCGACAGAUAAAAGACCCAAUCCAUGACUACAUCCCGCUCUCCCUCCUGAUGUCUUCCAUCAUCGAUACUAAGCAGUUCCAGCGUUUGCGGGAGAUCAAACAGCUGGGAACGUCGUACCUCGUAUGGCCGGGGGCCUCGCAUAACCGGUUCGAGCACUGUCUCGGUGUGGGGCAUCUGGCCAGAUGCAUGGUCGAGCAUCUGCGCAAAUCCCAGCCCGAACUGCGAAUCACCGACCGGGACGUAAACAUGGUGCAGAUCGCCGGACUGUGCCAUGAUCUCGGGCACGGUCCGUGGUCGCAUGUGUGGGAUGGGCAGUUCAUCCCUGCGGUCGCGCCAGAGAAGAAGUGGCAGCACGAGGACGCGUCAAAGAUGAUGUUCCGGGCACUUGUGCAGAACAAUCCCGUGCAGAUCUCCUCGGAGGCCGACAUUCAGUUUGUCAUGGCGCUGAUUGACGGCGACCCGAGUCUCUGCAGUCCUGACGAGAAGCGGUUCUUAUUUGAUAUCGUAGCUAACAAGCGCAAUGGGCUGGAUGUCGACAAGUUCGAUUACAUCGCUCGAGACUCGUACAUGAUCGGCGAAGCCUGCACAAUCUCAUUUCAACGGCACGUAAUUCUGCCUGUUUUGUGUCACGCCUUUCUGAUUCCUCGUAGUCUUAUCAAUAGCGCGCGGGUUAUCAACGACGAGAUAUGCUACGACAUCAAGGACAUCAAUCAGCUCUACGAGAUCUUCUACACGCGCUUCAAGCUGCACAAGACGAUCUACAAUCACAAGACAGCGAGUUCGAUCGAGUGCAUGAUCGUCGAUGCGUUGAAGCUCGCUGAGCCGUACAUGAAGAUCGCAGAACGGAUCGAGAAUCCGGACAAAUUCCUGUACUUGACGGACCACAUUAUGUCGCGAAUAGAGUCAGACGACGAUCCGGUACUGGGUGCCGCGCGGGACUUAUUCGCCCGCAUCAAGCAGCGGGAUCUGUACAAGUUUGUGGACCAGCGUGUCAUCGAGUGGGAGCACCGGCACAUCUUCAAAGAAGCGGUGACGCCAGCACGGAUUGUUGAAGAAGCGCGCAAGAUCGCGGAGGCGGCGGGCAACACCGACCAUCUGCACCUGUUGACCGAGGAGACGGUGAUAGUCAGGCAUUCGACGAUGCACUACGGGAUGAAGGACAGAAACCCGCUCGACUUUGUUCGGUUCUAUUCGAAACGCGUUCCAAACAUCUCGGCUCACGCACAGAAGCAUGACUACUCGAUGCUCAUGCCGAGGAUCUUUGCGGAGGUCUAUAUGACGAUAUUCACACGGGUUCCCCAGUUGAUGGCUGUCGUGCAAGCUGGCUACCGCGAGCUCCUACUCGAACUGCCGCAGGACACGCCGCCGGUGACGCCGAAAGUCAAAGCGAAGAGCCUGUCUCCGCACAGCUCGUUCAACACUAUCCCCAUGCAGUUUGUGCCGAGCACACCCAGCCGCGACCGCACCCUGAAGCGGCCGCGUGACGAAGAUGGAGAUGAGGAGGAGAGAGCGCUCAAGCGCAAGGCACAGGCCAAAUAGAUCUUAGACAGCAUUCGGAUCCUACUGAUACCCAUCCAUUACCACUGCAGCACUUCACUUGUAUCAUAUUCAAUGAAUAGCGUAGA
Molecule: messenger RNA, 2021 nt
Organism: Mycena citricolor
Lineage: Eukaryota; Fungi; Basidiomycota; Agaricomycetes; Agaricales; Mycenaceae
Source: the annotation of a GenBank genome assembly